UGAAGGUUAAUUUGAGGUCGAGAUUAAGGAAGUUUCUGGUUUGGGAAGAAAAAAUUUGUUUUGGUUUCUAUAUUUUAAUGAUUUUUAUAAACAUUAUAAUUUUUCAAUAUAACCAAGAUACGGAUUGAGAUAAAGCAUACAGAAAACACGUCAAAAAUGUCGAAUUCGGGCAUAUGUCUGCUUGAUAUGCCUGAAGAACUAUUGGAGAAGAUUGCAUCGUAUUUCACUUACGAUGAUUUAAGCCAUCUCAGAUUGGUUUGUAAGAAAUUUGACAGAUGUUGCCAAAGGUUACUGAAUCAUGGUUUUCUUAAGGUCGAUAGAUAUCAUGCACAGUGUCUGCGAAAUGUUAAAGCUCAACUACCAAGAAGAGAGUCUGAACGUAGGAAUCAUCCUCUUGCACGUCACUGUGAUAUUUUAACAGCCAUUGAAACAAGAUUAUCGUUGCUGGGAAUGACUUUUAUGAAAUACGUUGAUAUGAAUUUGUGUUGUUUUAUUCCUGGAAAGGUUAUUGAUGAAAUUUAUCGUGUUUUGAGAUAUAUCCAAAAUACACCAACACCACCUCGUGCGCAUGAAAUACUUCAAGAGUUAAGAGAUAUUUCUUCGAUGGCAAUGGAAUAUUUUGAUGAAAAAAUUGCUCCUGCUUUAAAACAAAAAAUUGGAAAUACUAGUCCAACAAUAUCUGUUACAGCACAUGGGGCUUACACAAUUCCAGCUAGCUAUGGAACUGUUUCCCGUCCACUGAGCAGAAAAGUAGGCGUUCAACAGGAAAUAAGCAGAAUUCAUUUAUAUAUUAAGCAACUAAAUGCUGCUAAUGUUACAGUAAAGAAAGAACUUGCAGAAAUAAAAGCUAAACACUUAAAGUGUACAGGAUAUCACUUGCCAGAAUUAGCUUCCAUAUAUGGACUAGCCACGAAUGUCAUCAAGAAGUAUAAUUUUUAG
Messenger RNA from Centruroides sculpturatus (bark scorpion), 939 nucleotides. It is a transcript of the gene pall, whose product is annotated as F-box only protein 28-like. Bases 157 to 939 code for a protein of 260 amino acids. Gene Ontology annotation, molecular function: protein binding. The transcript has 5 exons. The record is from RefSeq and is a predicted model, not a curated record. NCBI's taxonomy places the organism in Eukaryota, Metazoa, Arthropoda, Arachnida, Scorpiones, Buthidae. Gene Ontology annotation, biological process: protein polyubiquitination.